Molecule: messenger RNA, 1443 nt
Organism: Lineus longissimus
Lineage: Eukaryota; Metazoa; Nemertea; Pilidiophora; Heteronemertea; Lineidae
Exons: 5
Coding region: 154-903 (249 amino acids)
Source: RefSeq, a predicted model, not a curated record
CAACUUCUCGGCGUUUGGAUACAAAAUCAUUUGAUAGCUUGGGUGUUGUUGGGUUGUUGUUGUUCAUGAUGAAGCUUGUUGGCUGAUCUUUGUUGGUCCCCAAAUUCUGUGUUAUUGACGCGGGAAAUAUGGCGACUUGAUAUCGUGUUCGACAUGCUGGCCACACAAUCAACCGUUACUUACGAGCUGCCCGCCGCUGAAAUGGCCCGACCAAAAACAUUUUCUCAUCAGCAGGGCCACAGCACUUUGGCAAUUUUGACUAACAUUGGAGAUCACUACCCUGUCAUUUCUGAUGUCGGUUACCAUGUCAACAAGAAUGCGGCUGCUGCCCCUCUCAGUCUCAAGAAGGGCAGCAGGCCCAUGCACAGAACUACAUUCACUUUGGAAAAGAACCCCUCCCAGCCAGAAUUCAUCACUUCUUCAAAAUUGUCAUUUGGUGGCAGCAAGCAUUUAGCCCCCGGCUGUCGCCCAUUACCAUUCCCUAGUCUUCAUGAAUCUCAAUUCAAUUUUCACCACAUCGGUUCGCGACCUAACCACAGCAUGGCAUUUGACACGCACUAUAAGAGGACGUAUCAUGAAAAGGAUGUUAUACCUGCUAAUCGUCUCCAUCUAGUUUCUGUGGAGAACUGUGUCAAUAUGAACGACGGAGGGGGAAUGCGACGCGUCCACAAGUACCCAGACUUCAAACCCAACUACUGGUCACAGUAUGAUAGGAUACACAGCACAUUAGGCCGGAUGCUUGGGCCUGGGGUGCCGCGAGAAAGGCCUGUCAGGCAACACUUCCAUGUGCUUACAGGAGAGCUUAGAAGUCCUGCCUGGUCUGAAGAGAACCGACGAAUAUCUGGCAACCGUGUGUUAUCGGCUGCUCGAGGUGACGAAUCAAGUCAGUUCGUACUGGGAUGAUCGCACUGCCACCUGGUGAUAGAAAGUGAAACUCGAAGAAAGCUUUACUCUGUGCACAAACUUUAUGUUCUGAGCAAAACUGAUGUAAUAAUUAUUCACCCGAUCAAGAUUUAAUGCCAUUUAAGCACCCUACAAACAAUAAAUUGUUUAUCACUGCAAUGUGUGACAGUUAUUGCUGAGAGGUUGUCUGCAGGGAAAAUCAGUAAUCGCUGGCUUUGUGGUUGCAGGCACCUGCGAUGACCAUCGUUUACGAGAAAUGUUUGUCACUUGCAAUCAAAAUUGCUUGUUUACUGGGGAGACUUUAGGUUAGAACGACUUGCUAUUCCUCGUCAUAGUGCAGUUGAAAACCAUGUGAAUCAAUAGAUCAUGAAAUAAGAUGAUGCUUUCCAACUUGUCUGUGAUAUGUGUUCGUGACUGUAUAUAGGUGCUGUGUCUGUGAUAACCUAGUAGCAGUUGUGACUGUAUAUAGGUGCUGUGUAUGUGAUAACCUAGUGGCAGUUGUGACUGUAUAUAGGUGCUGUGUCUGUGAUAACCUAGUGG